CCUUCUCUUUUGCUCUAAUAACUUCUUCGUCUGCGUGUGCCUUUGGGCUCUCAGUCACUCCUUUUUCAAUAGGCAUCAAGGUUGUCUGCCGCUCUUUUAGCAAGUCGUGAAAUUCAUCUCGAUCCAAAAUAACCGGAAAUCAUCCAGAUACCGUACGUAACCGGUGAAGGACAAUUCGGUCCUGAAAUAUCAGACAGCAACGACGAACCAGCUACCAGGACAGUAAUAGUGGCAGUGUCGGGCAAGGCAGACAUUUGAGCUCGAUAAGUGUGGUGGGAAGAGAUUCAGCCACUCUUGAGAAGAAUCAAAUUUGCAACCAGAAUGAGGACGACGAUAUUCAAGUCCUCGGCAAUGCCACAUCUGUUGGUAUUGGUGUUCAUGAUGUCGCUGUGCCUUGACACGACCAUGGCCGUACCACACGGUGCAGGCCGCCAUUUCCGGCUGGGCGAUGCGAUUCGAACAUAUCUCUCGACGGCAAGAUCGACGCCGGCAGAUUCGUCGUUUCAACCUCAGCCGCAAUACAUUACGCUCACACCGCCCAUAAGACAGCUGCAAACACAGAACGAGGUUGAGGUUGAAGCUUCGUUAUUGACAGCGGAAGAGCUGCCUUGUAGGGGGGAAUUCGAGGAAGGGGCGGACCCGAAUCCCAUCGUUGAGGACUGGAAGGCGUGGAAGCAGCAAUUUGGCAAACAGACCAAGGAGAGGAGCUGUCGAUUGCAUAAGAAGGGUUGUGCUAGUAUUCGCAAGAGGAGUUGAUGCGCAGGCGCAAGGCUGUAAUCCACAGGUCGGAUAAAGGCAGGAAAGCAUGAGGCCCAACUCAGAGAGAGAUGAUCAUGGGUAUAGAUAGGACUAGAUCACAGCCAUAAGCUUGAAGUUGUUGCUCUUUUCUCACUCUUGUUUGACACCCACCUCAUCCUUCUGUGUCUGAGCGAGUGGGUGCUCUUGAAGCUGGAGAGCACCAGCAUUUUACCGGAUUGUCUGCAGAAGACUGGAUGAUGAAGUUUGCUUGAAGAAGUGAUGAAGUGGAAUGAUUGUUG
This is a messenger RNA of Exophiala xenobiotica, 1037 nucleotides long. RefSeq lists its product as uncharacterized. The transcript has a single exon. The record is from RefSeq and is a predicted model, not a curated record. The coding region runs from base 322 to 756 and encodes 144 amino acids. Lineage: Eukaryota; Fungi; Ascomycota; Eurotiomycetes; Chaetothyriales; Herpotrichiellaceae.